UUAUAAUAUAUUUGCAAUUAAUUAAUGAUGAGUUAUAUAAAUUGUUGAAAAGUAAGAAAUAAUAUAUACAUAAGUACAAAGUUAUGAAGUAUGGCAUAUACAAAAUAAUGUAUAUUAUUUACUUGUGCUGGUUUGCUUCUGUGUUUUCUCUGCAAAACUUUAAUAAUGAGUUUAAAGAUGACUAUGAUUAUGCCACAUGGAAUAAUCCAUUUGAUGGAGGACUUGGUAAUCUUAAACGUAUCGAAAAUGGUUUUACCUCAGACAUUAAAAAGGAAGAGACUGAUAAUGAAGAGUUGGAUCAAAAAUUGAAUGUAAAUGCAGAAAGUCCAAGCAAUGACGCAAGUGUUCAAGAGAAGAAAAAUGAUAGUACAGUUACACCAUUAGAAUGUGAAGCUCCAAAACACUAUUCAUCAGAUAUUCCAUACUUUAAACAUUUUUUGUCAAAAUUUGCAAGUUUUGUGCAACCUGGAGAUGGUUUUGGAGAAUAUUACAUUGCUCAAGUAAGAAUUUCCAGUAGCAGGUACAGUCGAUUGCAAAGAUUAUUAGAUCUAGAAAACAAUGAAAAAGAACUUCUGGAUAUUAUGAUUGAAUCCUUUGAGUCUUUUUCUCAUCCCAAUAAUGACACAUUUUGGAGAAACACUUUUUCUGAACAACUGUGGCCAGUAUUGAUGUUUAUUGGAGGAUUAUGUUUCUGCAUUAUUAUUUGGAACUCUGUUUCUUCUUGGAAUUUAUUUUUAUGGCGCAGAAAUAUCAUUUUAGUUGUCUUCUUCUGUUUUUUAUUAAGCAUUCCUUGGGAGUGGUAUAGAAUGUACAAGAGUGCACUUAGUAAAAAAACUGCAACUUCUUUGAAAGACAUUCCUCAUGAGUGUACUCCGAAUAAGGUUACUGCUUGGAAUAGCAUUAGACUGUGGUUCAAAGAUUUGAUUAGCACAACACCUGAUCAAUGUGCUAUGUAUUAUGAAUCUAUAUUAGUUGAUCCUAUUUGGGAAGUAUCACCACUUAUGGCAACAUCAACAAGCUUAUCCCGUUUCUGCGGGGAACCGCUCAAACAGCUUGCUGCAACAUCUGGAGAAUGUUUCAAAUUAUUUUUUAAUGAAAUUCCAAUGCAGUGGCAACCGAUUGUCUUUGCUGCAGUUUUUAUACUUUUGAUUAUUUUAAUAUUUUCACUGUCCGGGUUUGAGAUAUCAACGCCAUUUUUGCGCAUUGGAUCUAAAAAUACGGAUGUUUCGAAAAUAAAACAGAUUUAUGAAGAGAAAAUACAUUCUUUAAAAGAAAAAAACGAGAAGUUAAUGUUAGAAAAAAUAAGGUACAAAGGUAACGAUUUCAAAAUAACUGAAAGAAAGUAUAUCGAUGAUAUUGGUUUUGAUGAUCAACCCAUCCGACUUAAAAAAAGACCGGAAAAAAUACAGUCUAGUAUAUCUUCCGGAUUCGAAAAAAACAAAGUGAAAUCUUCAAAAAAUUAUGUCUCAGAACCUUUGCUACAAAAGUUAACACCAACAAGAAUCAAAAUUGGCAAUGAGGCUGGCGCUUUGAACAGCGAUUCAAACGUUAGUUAUUCUAGAUCAAGGUUUAGUGAUGCUCUUGAAGCAUCACAAGCGUGCGAAACAGAGUGGUGUGAUGAUGUCAGACACCCGAGUGUGAAUCAGUCACCAUUGCAUAUCAUUUCGUAUUCAACUAAUAAUAUUCAGGACUUGGGUAAUUCUAGAAUCGGCGAAAAUGAAAACUAUUUUUCAAAUGUACAUAGAGUACCGGAAAUUGGGGGAAAUGAUCGCGAUAAUCAUAUGGAGAGCGGCUAUAUUAUGGUUAAUCAGUAACAUCUAGUUCAAAAUCUAAUACCUGGUCUUUGAACGUUAUGAUAAUACUCGGAACGUUAUGAUAAUACUCGGAACGUUAUGAUAAUACUCGGAAGCGUUAAAUGGCAACCGUUAAUUUUGUACUUUAUGAUUUUUUUAUUUAGUUUAUUUUUUUUAUUAUCAAUUUAUAUUGUUAUAUAAUAAGUUCAGUUCUAUUAUGUUACAGACGAUGUUGUACUCUUUAGUACUCUAUAUUAGUAAUGUGGAUACUUUAUAAUAGUAA
This is a messenger RNA of Hydra vulgaris (swiftwater hydra), 2076 nucleotides long. RefSeq names its product chloride channel CLIC-like protein 1. NCBI's taxonomy places the organism in Eukaryota, Metazoa, Cnidaria, Hydrozoa, Anthoathecata, Hydridae. The record is from RefSeq and is a predicted model, not a curated record. Gene Ontology annotation, cellular component: endoplasmic reticulum; membrane. Gene Ontology annotation, molecular function: chloride channel activity.